Molecule: messenger RNA, 5800 nt
Organism: Sceloporus undulatus (fence lizard)
Lineage: Eukaryota; Metazoa; Chordata; Lepidosauria; Squamata; Phrynosomatidae
Product: ephrin type-B receptor 5
Exons: 18
Coding region: 732-3737 (1001 amino acids)
Biological process (GO): central nervous system projection neuron axonogenesis; protein phosphorylation; axon guidance
Cellular component (GO): neuron projection; plasma membrane
Molecular function (GO): ATP binding; transmembrane-ephrin receptor activity; protein binding
Source: RefSeq, a predicted model, not a curated record
UUGGAAGAGCCGGUGCCCCCUUCGCUUGGCCGGCCCUUGCAAGGAGACGAAGGGGAUCUCCUCCUCUGAGAUCUAGCCCAGGCAAAGAGAAGGGGGAUCACCCCCCCCCAGCCCCAUCGGAUCAGGGAUCCUCUUGGUCAGCCAAGUGCCCAAAAGCCGUACCAAAGGAGGCACUUUCCUUCCUCCCAGCCUCUCUGGACAAGGAUCUGGUGGAAAGGGAAAGAAGCCCAGGAGGAGAUCCAGGGGAGAGAUCCUAGAUCCCCCCUCUUUUCCCCCCAAGUGGGCGAUGCAAGAGAGAAACCUCACCCUUGGGAAGCCUGGCAGCAAGGCAUUGGCGGUGGAGAGAUCCCUUUCCUUGGAUCUACCGCAGAGAUCCCAGGAGGGGAUCGCAUGGGGGGACUGAGCAGGAGGAGCUAGGUCACCAGGAAGAGAGCCUUUGGAGGACCAGGCAGCAGGAAUAGAGAAGGUGUCACCAUGUGCCAGGGCGCUCCCUUUAAGCCUGGAAGAAGAGAUGGACCCUGCCUGAAUGGAACUGCUGCUUGAGCCUCAGCGGUUACAGCAUCUUCCCCUGUCCUUUGUUGUCAUCAUUUGUGUCUUCAGUUGUGUUUCCCCUUUCAUGUGGAGUUGUAUGGGGUUUGAUACAUGUACAUCCUUGGCCCUUCUUGUCCUCCGGAUCAUCUGGUGUAACCACUGUUACUUAUGGAAGAUGCUGGAAACCCUGGAGAAGCUACAUGGAUCUUAGCGGCAUCUUGCAGAUGAAGAAAAGAGCCAUGAGAAUGGCUUGGCUCUGGAUGGCAUGCCUCAUUGGUGUAGCAUCUUCCCUAGAAGAAAUUCUAUUGGAUACAACAGGUGAGACCUCUGAAAUUGGCUGGACAGUCCAUCCUCUUGGUGGGUGGGAUGAAGUGAGUGUCUUGGAUGAUAGGAAGCACCUGAUCCGAACCUUUGAGGUGUGUAAUGUUGCUGUGCCAGGACAGAACAACUGGCUACGUACUCACUUCAUAGAGCGUCGUGGAGCCCGCCGGGUCCAUAUUCGCCUUCGUUUUUCUGUACGUGACUGUGCUAGUAUGAGGACCGUGGCCUCUUCCUGUAAAGAGACUUUCACCCUUUACUAUCAUGAAUCAGAGGCAGAUGUGGCCACCCCGGAGCAUCCUGAAUGGCAUGAGGGCCCAUGGACCAAGGUGGAUACAAUUGCAGCUGAUGAGAGUUUCUCCCAGGUAGACAGCACUGGAAAGGUGGUGAAGAUGAAUGUGAAAGUGCGGAGCUUUGGGCCGCUCACCAAGAGAGGUUUCUAUUUGGCCUUCCAGGACUCAGGGGCUUGCAUGUCUCUGGUAGCUGUUCAGGUUUUCUUUUACAAGUGCCCAGCAGUGGUGAAAGGUUUUGCCUCAUUCCCGGAGACAUUUGCUGGAGGUGAAAGGACUUCACUGGUGGAGGCUCCAGGAACUUGUGUGGCGGAUGCAGAGGAAGCCAGCUCUACGGGCUCUGCUGGAGUGAGGUUGCAUUGCAAUGGGGAAGGCGAGUGGAUGGUGGCCAUUGGGAGAUGUGCGUGCCGCGCUGGCUAUGAGCCUGCAGAUGAUGAGAGAAUCUGCAAAGCUUGUACCAUUGGCACCUCCAAAGCAUCGGUAGGAGAUGCUCCCUGCAGUCCCUGCCCAGCCCACAGUUACUCUUCUACUCCAGGAUCCAGUGAAUGUGCCUGUCUGGCUCGAUACUACCGUUCAUCUUCAGAUAUAUCUGAUGCCCCCUGCACCAGUACCCCAACAGCUCCCCGUGACCUCAGCUAUGAGAUUAUUGGGUCCAAUGUUCUCCUGACCUGGCGCCUCCCUAAGGAUCUAGGGGGCCGAAAGGAUGUCUUCUUCAAUGUCAUCUGCAAGGUGUGCCCGACUGGAUCACCAGGGCCUUGUGUGCGUUGUGGAGACAGUGUCCAGUUUGAGCCACGUCAGGUGGGGCUGACAGAGAGCCGGGUUCAAGUUUCCAACCUCCUGGCCCGUGUGCAGUACACCUUUGAGAUCCAAGCUGUCAACCUUGUGACAGAGCUGAGUCCAGAUGCUCCGCAGUAUGCUUCCAUCAAUGUUAGCACCAGCCAGUCAGUCCCUUCUGCUGUUCCCAUGAUGCAUCAGGUGAGUCGGACAACAAGCAGCAUCACUUUGUCUUGGCCACAGCCUGAUCAACCAAAUGGAAUCAUCUUGGACUAUCAACUGCGCUAUUUUGACAAGUCAGAAGAUGAGGAUAAUUCAUUCACCCUUACCAGUGAGACUAAUAUGGCCACAAUAUCCAAUCUGAGCCCAGGGAAGAUAUAUGCCUUCCAAGUACGAGCACGGACAGCAGUGGGUUAUGGGCCAUACAGUGGAAAGAUGUAUUUCCAGACACUGGUGGGAGGUGAACGAUCUGAGAUGAUGCAGGACCGGUUGCCCCUUAUUGUAGGUUCAGCACUCGGUGGUCUGGCCUUCUUAGUAAUUGCUGCCAUUGCCAUCCUUGCCAUUGUCUUCAAGAGCAAGAGGCGAGAAACUCCCUACACAGACCGCUUGCAACAAUACAUCAGCACAAGGGGUCUUGGGGUCAAAUAUUACAUUGACCCCUCUACCUAUGAAGACCCCAAUGAAGCUAUUCGGGAAUUUGCCAAGGAAAUUGAUGUGUCUUUUGUCAAGAUUGAGGAGGUGAUUGGAUCAGGAGAGUUUGGAGAGGUUUGCUUUGGGCGCCUGAAGCCUCCAGGGAAGAGAGAAUAUACAGUAGCCAUCAAGACCUUGAAGGCUGGAUACACAGAUGAGCAACGUCGGGAAUUCCUGAGUGAAGCCAGCAUCAUGGGACAGUUUGAGCACCCAAAUGUCAUCCGUCUGGAGGGUGUAGUCACCAAGAGCCGGCCUGUCAUGAUUGUCACAGAGUUUAUGGAAAAUGGCUCUCUAGACUCCUUCCUCCGGCAAAAGGAAGGGCAGUUCAGUGUCCUGCAGCUAGUGGGCUUGCUGCGUGGCAUAGCAGCUGGCAUGCGCUACCUCUCAGACAUGAAUUAUGUCCACCGGGAUUUGGCUGCCCGCAACAUCUUGGUCAACAGCAACUUGGUUUGCAAGGUGUCAGAUUUCGGAUUGUCAAGAUUUUUGGAGGACGAUGCUUCAAAUCCAACAUACACAGGGGCCUUGGGUGGCAAGAUCCCCAUUCGCUGGACUGCCCCAGAGGCUAUACAGUAUCGCAAAUUCACAUCCUCAAGUGACGUCUGGAGCUAUGGGAUUGUGAUGUGGGAGGUCAUGUCCUAUGGUGAGAGGCCCUAUUGGGACAUGUCCAAUCAGGAUGUAAUCAAUGCUAUUGACCAGGACUAUCGCCUGCCACCUCCCCCAGAUUGUCCCACUGUUUUGCACCUGCUGAUGCUGGACUGCUGGCAGAAGGAAAGGGUCCAGAGGCCCAAAUUUGAGCAGAUUGUCAAUGCCCUGGACAAGAUGAUUCGUAAGCCAUCUGCCUUGAAAGCUACUGGCACAGGAAACAGCAGACCAUCCCAGCACCUGUUAAGCAACUCACCCCCAGAUUUCCCAUCACUCACCAAUGCCCACGAGUGGCUGGAUGCCAUUAAAAUGGGUCGCUACAAGGAGAACUUUGACCAGGCUGGCCUGACAACAUUUGAUGUCAUCUCCCGUAUGACUCUAGAAGACAUCCAGCGCAUUGGCAUUAGCCUGGUUGGUCAUCAGAAGAAGAUUCUCAACAGCAUCCAACUCAUGCGGGUUCACCUCAAUCAGCUCGAACCUGUCGAGGUCUGACACAGCAAGCAGAGCCCAACUGACCUGAAAGGAUCUGAAUAUUUCAAUGAACAUUUUAUUGCAAAAGGGAGACAGAGCAGCAUAUUUCAGGCACUGAGGGAGAGUGCGUGAAACAUCACUCCACAGAUUACAACCCUUGACAUUUUCUAGGUUUUUUUGUUUUUCUUCUUCCUUUAAAAAAAAAAAACAUUACUUGAGACACUGCAAAUCCUAUGGCAUUAGGUGGUGCAAAUCCUAUGGCAAUAGGUGGUGUUGUACAUUGGGGUGGGUGGACAGUUAGUACACAGGGUAGAGUGUAGCAUUGGAAAUGGAAAGGUACGUGCUGCCACAUGUAUGCCAAUAUAUAGGUUUGGAUCCAUUGCAGACUUGUCAAGUGGAUUGUGAUAUGGAUUGCCAGCAAAUCAGACAUCUUUUGAGCCAGAUCAGGCAAAACUGAGUUAAACUGAAAGCUGAACGACUGUGUGCCAAAAGAAAUCCCUUGGAAGUUUUUGUUCAGACCCUGGAAUUUAGAUUCAAGAAGAACAACACUACCACCUUCCUUUGUGCCGUUCUGGCAGAGACAGAUGUCCAGUGAAACAAAAUGGGAUGGAUACUGCCUCAACCUGUGAAUUUUGGGCACUAUUUUGGGUGGCAAAGUGAGGGAUGGACAGAUCUGCAAGACCAUAUGACAUUCCCCAGUUCAAUUGAGUAGGGCUUGUGCUGAACUUCAUAGCUAUUUGGGCCCUAUGUUAAGUGGGAUGGAGGGUGGAAACUGGAUUUUCAAACUCAGGCACCAUUUUGGAGCAGCCAUGGCUUCUAGGUUUAUACCUGGUUCCUUGAUGAGAGAACCAGGAUAGCGACUUCCUAGUUAUCAGAUAUGGUACAUGGAAGUUUGCCUGUUCAGAGAAUGGAGAGAAUUUGAAGUGUCCAAGUGGAUAUUCAGACCAGAGAAAAUGAAAUAAAACAUUUGACAGAGAAAAAAGUAUGUGCACAGGGCUUUAUUAGAUGGGGAUAGAGCCUGACAUUGACCUUGGGGCUAAAACAGAGCCAGUUCUUAAACUGAGGCAGAUUUAAAAGCAAAAUUGAUCACCUUCUCCAAUCUGCUGUUGAGAGAGACCACAUGGAACACAGGCAAUGUUGACAUAUACAGUAUAAUAACUCAUUGAACCACAGGAAGAGGAGAAAACAGGGUAAGUGAAACCCUUUCUGUCACAAUAAAGUGCAUCUUUCAAACACUAACGGCACUCUUCUAAGGUGGCGGAUGUGUAUUUUACGUGAGAUUGUCCUUCCUUCUAUAUUACGUAAGAGUGAAUGUCCAAAAUUGAGCAAAGUCAACAUUUACAGGAUGACAAUCCCAGAGCAAAGUCAUGAAUGUUAAGAUUUCUCCACUUUUUAGAUAUACAGUAAUGAAUACUGACUAUAGGGAUGUAUCAGUAUUCAUGUGUAUAUCUUUUCAGGUUUCAGAAUUUCAUAUGAUUUACUUGUAACUGUAAACAGAUAUCCCUGUUCCAUUUCUUAGCACUUUAUCUAAUGCACUGUUUCAUAUAAUGUGGAAAGAUUCAUUUUCAUUUUGUUCCUGGCCUAUACAGACAAUAACUGGGCUGUCAGUUUGGGUUAUUUUGAAGUACAUCAGAUGAGCAUACAGCAUUUCCUCUGCACAAAUGCCAUAAGAAAUUGUGAGUGAAAAGGAGAUGGUAUAGGAAUGGCUGUUUAAUUUGCAAAUAUGUGCACCAUCAGCUUUGUUAAAAUAUAUUUGUUUAAAACAUGUUAAAGUUUUUAUAAAAGUUGAAGAGAGCCAGGAAAUAGCAGAAUUCACAAAUGUUGGGCCAAGAAAUCUUUGGUACUCAAAAGGGAAUCCUGCAGUUAAUCUUGUUGUUUUUGUAAUUUCUCCCAUUUUUAUAGCUCUAGGUUACAGUCUGGGACAGAGCUAGGUUUGCUUAAACCCAAAGCUGGACUUUAAGUGCUAGAUUGUGUGGCCACAAAUCACAACAAAACAUGAACACAGAAAUCACAGUGUUAGGUGAGGUAUGAGGAAACCACCAGCAAUAUAUAAUAAAACAUUACUUUUUUAUACAAAAAAUGAA